AUGUCGAACUUUGAAUACACAGCAAUUGUAGAGGAGCAAGUGAAUUUGUCAAAAUUAUUCAGCGAAGUUUACAUUAAAUCUCUGGCUUCGGCAUAUUUAACAUUGCAGGCGAAAUAUUUUAUGACCGAAACUACUUUGCAACUAAUGACCGCAAAUCUUGCCAACCUAAACGAUUUAACUUUAAAGAAUAUUUCCAAAAUAGUAGAAACAAAAUUCAAUAUUGAUAUAUCUGAAAUCGUAAAUAAACAUAAUCUUUUUAAUCAAGCACACAAUCCUUUGUCUGGUGUGUUGAGGUCGCCUUAUUCACCAACGCGCGGAUGCGCGGAAGGAAGGUUAGAAACGUGUUCAGGGGGUGCUGCAGAACAGUUCUGUGGAAAUGGUUUGUGCGAAGGCGAAUGGAAAACUUGUUGUUUAACAAUGGUCUUCACACCCGAACAGGAUGCUUUUAUUCUGAUGGCUCACUUUCGAAGUGGAACCCGAAACCCAGACGGAACCUGGUCUUAUUCACUGCAGUCGUGUAUUGACCAAUUUACGGAAGCCUUUCCAGAUGCCAAUGUUGGGUAUCAAACAUUUGCAAAUCAUAAGGGGGUCCUUGUUCAUCGUUUUGAGACUAAAAAUUGUAUUUGCAAAGGAAAGACAACUGGCAGAAAAACUGUUUUGACUGAAGAAGUUACAGAAGACAUCCAGCAUCAGUUAGAACAAAGUCCAAAUAAAUCUAUACGAAAAUUAUCAGCACAGACAGGUCUUUCAGUCGGAAGUUGCCAUAAAGCACUACAUAAAGUUCUGCACAUGCACCCGUAUAAAGUUUCAGUCGUCCAUGAAUUACUUCCACCGGAUUUUGAGCGAAGAAUAAAUUAUUGCCAAUGGUUUAAUAAUAAUUUAAAUGAUGAUGCCUUAUUAGACUUAACAUUUUUCACUGAUGAGGCAUGGUUUCAUUUGAGUGGAUACGUGAAUAGUCAAAAUUAUAGAACGUGGGCUACUGAGAAUCCUCAUAUUUUUGUAGAAACUAGUUUGCAUCCAAUAAAAGUUGGAGUUUGGGUAGCCAUUUCAAGAAGAAGAAUUAUAGGACCGAUUUUUUUUCACGAUACGGUGAAUGCUGAAAGAUAUCGCACUAAUAUUCUACAACCCUUUUUCGAACAACUGCAUGAUGACGAAUGCCAGUAUGGUUACUUUCAGCAAGACGGAGCGACGGCACAUACAGCAGGAAGCACACUUCGCUUCUUGCAGGAAGUUUAUGACGAUCGAAUUAUAAGUCAAGGACUGUGGCCCCCAAGAUCGCCAGAUCUCACCGCGCCGGAUUUUUUUUUUGUUUGGUCAUUUGCAGAACAAUGUUUUCAAAAAUAGGUUGCAUACCAUUGAUGAGC
Zophobas morio is the source of this 1364-nucleotide messenger RNA. RefSeq lists its product as uncharacterized. Lineage: Eukaryota; Metazoa; Arthropoda; Insecta; Coleoptera; Tenebrionidae. The transcript is spliced from 6 exons. Gene Ontology annotation, molecular function: nucleic acid binding. Bases 1 to 1344 code for a protein of 447 amino acids. The record is from RefSeq and is a predicted model, not a curated record.